AUGGAAGGAAGUGAUGAUCAUCUCCACAGGCCAAACUUUCCAUUCCAAUUGCUAGAAAAGAAAGAAGAAGAAGCCUGUUCAAGCUCCGGCUACAAUCAAUCACUAGCCAUAUCGGCCGACACAAACCCUACAAGACCCAGUUCUUCUACUCUCCAAAUCUCCGCCGAGACAUCAAAGAAGCCAGUACCAAAGAGAACCUCAACCAAAGAUAGACACACCAAGGUCGAUGGCCGUGGCCGGCGUAUCCGCAUGCCGGCACUGUGCGCCGCUAGGGUUUUCCAGCUCACUCGCGAGCUGGGACACAAGUCCGACGGCGAAACCAUCGAAUGGCUACUUCAACAGGCCGAAUCCGCCGUCAUAGCAGCCACCGGCACCGGAACAAUCCCCGCAAAUUUCACUUCACUCAACAUCUCACUUCGAAGCUCAGGUUCGAGCAUGUCCGUACCAUCUCAGCUACGAUCUACUUACUUCAAUCCAAACUUUUCACUUCCACAGAGAAGAAAUCUGUUUCCGGGAAUCGGAUUAUCACCGGAGAAUUCAUCGACGACACUUCUGAAUUUUCAAAACUCAAAUCUAAACCCUAUGUUGCAAGCAAAGCAAGAGUUAAGAGACAAUUCACUGGAGUUAUUGGAGACUGAGGAGAGUAUAGGGCGGAAGCGUAGAGCGGAGCAAGAGCUGCAACACCAAAUGGGGAGUUACUUGUUGCAGUCGAGCACGGGAGCUAUGCCGGCAAGUCAUGCCUCAAUUCCGGCGAAUUUUUGGAUGGUGGCCAAUUCGAAUAACCAGGUCAUGAGUGGUGACCCUAUAUGGACCUUUCCUUCUGUUAAUAAUAGUGCUGCUUUGUAUAGAGGCACUAUGUCUAGUGGGUUACAUUUUAUGAACUUCCCAACUCCUGUGGCACUAUUGCCAAGCCAGCAGCUAGGCUCGGGUAUUGGCAGUAGCGGUGGUGGUGGUGGUGGUGGUUUUGGUGAGGUACAAUUGGGCAUGUUUGGUGGGCUAAACCCCUAUCGGUCCGGUGGUGGUGUAUCGGAAUCUCAGGCAAGUGGGUCCCACUCACACCACGGAGGCGAUGAUCGGCAUGAUACAACUAGUCACCAUUCAUAG
Messenger RNA from Ilex paraguariensis (yerba mate), 1104 nucleotides. The record is from the annotation of a GenBank genome assembly. NCBI's taxonomy places the organism in Eukaryota, Viridiplantae, Streptophyta, Magnoliopsida, Aquifoliales, Aquifoliaceae.